AACAUCUGCAACACAAGUUUUUCAUGUUCUCCUGUCUGUGAAUGCUGCCUAACUGCACCAGGAAAAUGGGCACAGGGGAUUAUCUCUGCAUUGCUAUGAGCGGAGGGGCGCCGUGGGGCUUCAGACUGCAAGGGGGCAAGGAGCACAAGCAGCCUUUGCAAAUCGCCAAGGUUCGCAGCAAAAGCAAAGCAGCCAAGGCUGGACUCUGUGAGGGSGAUGAGGUGGUGUCUAUCAAUGGCCAACCUUGUGGAGACCUAACCUAUGCUGAAGUCAUCGUUCUGAUGGAAAGCCUGACUGAUGUCCUGCAGAUGCUUAUCAAGAGAUCCUCCGGUGGAAUAAAUGAAACCUUCAGUGCUGAAAGAGAAAAUGGGAAGCACGAGAACAUAAGGAAUGAGGACUAUAGGGAGAACACCACACUGCAAAUGAACACAGYGCAGGAGAUACCCCAUGGAGAUUUAUGUAUCACAGAGAUUUACAGCGGGACCCACCACGGAGCAGGAGAAAGCAACWCACACUUUUCCGAAACAAAACAAGACACCACGCAAAGCCACAGAAUUACUCCUAAAGUGAUAGGCACCCCCAAGGUGAUCGUGACAGAUGAGACUGCUUUCAGAGGGGUGACAGAAGAAAGGCCGGGUGCUAUGGUUGAGCUGCAGUUGUCCCUCUCAAAUGACACACACAAGGCCACCAAUGCUCCUGCUGUGACUCUCUUGGGGGCAGAAAAAUGCUGCCCUUCAGGCAGAGGACCCGAUGCACAACAGGAUGGGAGCAGCCCCCUCAUCGCAGUUCCCCUGGCUGUGAAAGARGGCAACAUCCAGUGGUCGAACAAAGUAGUCCAGUUUUCCAGCAGCAAAGAGGUCAAGAGGAUCCAAGGAGCAGUUCCAUCUAUCCCCAGGGUGGAGGUGAUCCUAGACUGCUCAGACAGGGAGCAGGAAGCGCCCAGGUCUCCAUCUGAAAGGGGGUGUGUUGAUUCUCAAGUAGAAGGAGGGCAGUCAGAAGCACCUCCUUCCCUCCUCUCCUUUGCAAUCUCAUCAGAAGCCACAGAGCAGGGAGAAGACAGCAAGCACUCAGAAAAGGAUCACAGACCUCUCAAGCACAGGGCAAGGCACGCAAGGCUCCGACGAAGCGAGAGCCUGUCGGAGAAGCAGGUCAAAGAAGCCAAAUCUAAAUGUAAAAGUAUUGCACUGCUGCUGACGGCAGCUCCCAACCCCAAUUCCAAGGGGGUGUUGAUGUUCAAGAAGCGCCGCCAAAGGGCGAGGAAAUACACUUUAGUCAGCUACGGGACUGGGGAGUUAGAACGUUACGAGGACGAAGGUGAAGAGGGUGAAGGUGAAGAGGGGGACAAGGAAAACACUUUCGAGGUGAGUUUGCUUGCAACAAGCGAGUCGGAAUUAGAUGAAGAUUUUUUUUCUGAUAUUGACAAGGACGGCAAGAUCGUGACGUUUGACUGGGACAGUGGUCUGCUCGAGGUGGAAAAGAAGACAAAAAGUGGAGAGGAGAUGCAGACRCUUGCAGACAGCACAGGCAAAGGGGCCCUCAUGUUUGCCAAGAGACGGCAGAGGAUGGAUCAGAUUACAGCGGAGCAAGAGGAGAUGAAGGCAAGCACAGUGCAGACAGAGGAGCACAGGGAAACCACCACGACAGAGAACUUCCAGCAAGUGAGCACUUCAGUCUAUCAAUCAAAAGAGGAGGAAAUGUCAAGACAGCAGACCUGUGUGAGCAAAAGCUACACAGACGUGAGCCAGAAUCACAGCAAAAUGGUACAACAAAAUGGCUUUGGCCUAGCACCAAGCACAAACCUCUCUUUUCAGUCCUCUGGAGCUCAAAAAGCAGCAUCUUUGAAUAAAACAGCAAAACCCUUCACUUCUGGRGUUCAAAACCGAGCAGCUGCACCAUUUUCACCUGUGAGAAAUGUUACCAGUCCCCUUUCAGAUGCAGCAGCACCACCUCCUUACUGCUCUGUCAGCCCACCAGCCGAGGCUUUCUACAGACCCGUCUCAGCUCCUGUGGCCAACAAAGCUGCCCCGGCCGCGUGGGCARCCAGCGAGCCCACAGAACACAUCGCGUCCAGGGACGAAAGGAUCGCCGUGCCAGCCAAAAGAACUGGGAUACUGCAAGAGGCGAAGAGAAGAAGCACUUCCAAACCUAUGUUCAAUUUCAAAGAUGCACCCAAARUCAAUCCUAAUCCUGCCCUGCUGUCCCUUGUACACAAUGCAGAGGGCAAAAAAGGURCUGGAGCUGGUUUUGAGUCAGGACCCGAAGAAGACUACCUCAGUUUGGGAGCAGAAGCUUGCAAUUUCAUGCAGCCUCAAGCAGCUAAACAAAAGGCCCCUCCUCCCGUUGCUCCAAAGCCUUCACUCAAGGUGUCUCCUUCUGCUGGUACUCCAGUUUCACCAGUCUGGUCACCUUCAGCUGCAGCUGCUAACAAGCCUCCUUCUUUCCCAGCACCAGCGUCACCUCAGGCAGCGUAUCCUGCACCGCCCAAAUCCCCACAGUAYCCUCAUUCUCCCAUCCAUCCCCCAAGCACUCUUGACCUUGCUGGUCCUUUCAAAGGGCCUCAGGCCAGCCUGGCGAGUCCGAAUCUUGCCCCCAAGUCAACACCAGUCACCCCAAGUGCUGGAGAAACAAAGCCUCCCUUYGAGAUGCCGCCGGCUAUGAGUGGGAAAGGAGCACAACUGUUUGCCAGGAGGCAUUCCCGAAUGGAGAAGUACGUGGUGGAUUCAGAGACUGUGCAGGCAAACAUGGCACGAGCCUCAUCUCCAACUCCAUCUUUACCAGCUUCUUGGAAAUAUUCAUCGAAUGUCCGAGCACCUCCACCUGUUGCUUAUAAUCCCAUCCACUGCCCGUCUUACCCUCCUGCUGCUACCAAGCCUUCCUCUAAGGCYGCUGCUGCUACCAAAAACACAAAAAGAAAACCUAAGAAAGGCCUCAAUGCUUUGGAUAUUAUGAAACAUCAACCUUAUCAACUCGAUCCAUCGUUAUUUACUUUCCAGCCUCCCAAGGAAAGCCUUGCCAUGAAGCAGACAUCGAAGMUGUCCUCCUCAAAGCAAACACUGCCUUUACCCAGCUACCUUCCCCCUGGUGCUGGCUCUCCUACAAGAGCCCGGCCUUCUUCAGUGUACUCCGUGCCAGCCUACGGUUCCCAACCYUCGUUCCCAUCAAACGCCUCUCUCCCAGGAAACGAAUCGUAUUCACCCACAGGCUACUCGGCAUUUUCUAAGCCAGAAACCACCACGUCCUCUUUGUUUACUGCUCCGAGGCCAAAAUUUUCAGCCAAGAAAGCUGGCGUCACUGCACAGGGAAGAAGCAGUGGCCGCUCAUUAUCGCUUCCUGGGAGACCUUCUUCAUUCACUCCCCGAGCCAUGUCUCCUACUUCUCCUCUUGUAUUUCAGCCUGCCCCCGAUUACUUCAGCAAACCAGACACAGCAGCUGACAAGCCUGGMAAGAGACUGACUCCCUGGGAAGCAGCAGCCAGAUCUCCCCUCGGCCUGGUGGAUGAAGCUUUUGGCCCCCAAAGCAUGCAGGAAUCCAUCGCUGCYAACGUGGUAUCGGCCGCUCGCAGGAAAACGCUUCCUGAGCCACCUGAUGAAUGGAAACUUAAAGUUUCUUACGAGCCUCCAGCCCCAAGCGGUAGCGUAGCCUUACUAGGAGGGAAGCAAUCCGGGGUUCUGUCACCCCAAAAAAGCUCCCUUCCUGCCCCAAAUGCCCCAAAUGCCCCAAAUGCCCCGGCCCAGGCUGGCCCUAAGCUGCAGUAUCCCUACUGCACUCAGCGCUCCAGAACGGAUCCCGAUAUGAUGUCUGUGGAUUCCAGGUCUGACUAUUGCUUGUCCACAGCUGAUUCCAACUACAAUCCACAGCCAAGGGGAUGGAGGCGUCCAACAUGAGCAGCUGAAGGGCCUGGUGCRUUUUCCCUUCCUCCAGCUUAACAGGCCCUAAGAUCUGAGUUGGAGAAGGAAAGUUUCUUGCUGGCCUGAUGAUCUCUGAAGUAAAAAAAUGAGGAGACAAAAUUGAAUGGAGCACAGUUUUCACCUGACUGCAGCGCUAGCAGCCURUAGAAUAGAUUCAGUUUUACACCUAAGGUUGUUCUGCUUGUCAAAAGGCAAAAAUAUGCAUUUCUUGGGGUGAGGGGAGAGACGAAAAUGGGGCAAUCCAUGCAAAAAUCUAGAAAGGAUGUAGAAAGUGACAGCAAAAAUGCUUGCAGUUAAGCUAAUGUGAAAAAAAAGAAGCUAAAUAAGGGCAUUUAUAAACCAAGAAGUAUUUUACAGGAUCUUGUAGGUUUUGUGAGCAUGUUUGACAUGAGUUCCAAGUUACUAAACAUAAUCAGAGUUGCAAAAGUUGUAAUGGAAGUGGAAGACUUUGAAGGACUGGCUUAUUUGCCAUCUGUUUCCUUAAUUGUAUUUCUAUCGUGAGCUAAGGAAGUAAAUCAAUGAAUAUUUUUACUGUGGCAACAGUUAAAAUACACCURUGGCAAUGCUACCUGAAUCAUCACAAUACAUAGAUAGGAAAUCAUACCCAGUCACUCAUUUCAGAUGGAUUUCAAGACAGUUCCAAUGAAGUUUUACAUUUUAUAAUUGAUCUGAAAACACCAGGAAGAAAGGUGUKGUUAACAGAGAUCAGUACCAUGAUACUUGAACAGCAAAAGAGAUGAGGAGUGUAUUUAAACUGGAUUGCAAGUUAUUUUCRUAAUAAACUAUCAAACAAGUCAGAGGCUGAACAGCCUUUAUUUCUCUGGGAAAUGCACUAUUUGCUGAACAUUGACUGCUCCAGUGCCUGGUAACCUGACUGGCUGGGCAGUUAUUCUUGUAUCUAGGGUAGCUCAAUGUUUAGAAAGCUUURGAGUUUUAAAARUUU
This is a messenger RNA of Malurus melanocephalus (red-backed fairy wren), 4851 nucleotides long. It is a transcript of the gene SYNPO2, whose product is annotated as synaptopodin 2. NCBI's taxonomy places the organism in Eukaryota, Metazoa, Chordata, Aves, Passeriformes, Maluridae. Gene Ontology annotation, cellular component: actin cytoskeleton; nucleus; Z disc. The record is from RefSeq and is a predicted model, not a curated record. Gene Ontology annotation, molecular function: actin binding. Gene Ontology annotation, biological process: positive regulation of actin filament bundle assembly. Bases 42 to 3884 code for a protein of 1280 amino acids. The transcript has 5 exons.